Molecule: messenger RNA, 906 nt
Organism: Mycena citricolor
Lineage: Eukaryota; Fungi; Basidiomycota; Agaricomycetes; Agaricales; Mycenaceae
Source: the annotation of a GenBank genome assembly
CAUCCUCUUGGCCUCUUUCCCACAAGUCAUGUCUGCCCCAUCCAAACCUUCAGUCCAAGAGCACGACUCCGAAACCCUGCACGGUGUCCAAGCCCUGCUUUUCGAUGUGUUCGGCACUGUCGUCGACUGGCAUGGCUCCGUCACGGCCGAGCUUAGAACUCUGGGCGCAAAGCACGGUAUGGAAGACGCGGACUGGGAUGAAUUUGCCAGGACCUGGAGGCAAGGCUACAUGCAGACGACUAAACGCGUCGCAGCGGGCGGCCCCGGCACGAGGGACGUCGACCUCAUGCACCGGGAGAUCCUCGAAAAUCUCCUUUCGACCCCCGCGUGGCGGAAGUUGGGGGACCGGCUGGAUAAAGGGGCCCGGGAUGCGUUGAAUCUUGUCUGGCACAGGCUGUAUGGCUGGUCCGAUUCUACGCCGGGUCUUUACGCACUCAAGAAGCAGCUCCUGAUAUGCACCCUAUCAAACGGCACUGUGCGCCUUCUCGCGGACAUGGCCAAGUUCGCGGAUCUCCCGUGGGACGUCGUAUUCUCCGCAGAUAUGUUCGAUUCGUUCAAACCAGACCCCCAAGUUUACCUCGGCGCCGCGCGCAAACUCUCGCUCGAACCGCAUCAAUGCGCCAUGGUCGCGGCGCACAUCUAUGACCUUCGAGCCGCGGCGGCGCUUGGCAUGUGCACGGUCUAUAUCCCGCGUGGAGAUGACGGGGAGGGCUUGGAGGCGGGGGUGAAGGCCAAGGCGGAAGGCGGAGAGGUGGAUGUCGUCGUGAGGUCGUUUGAGGAUUUGGCGGCGGUUCUGGCGGCGAGGCAGCAGUGAGAAUGAAAGUGAUUGGAAUGAAAUCCCUCAUAUGCUGUACAUGUAAAAGAACUGAAGGUGUAUUUUUUGUUGUUGUGGCCUGCGACAAUCCG